This is a messenger RNA of Nannospalax galili (Upper Galilee mountains blind mole rat), 3659 nucleotides long. It is a transcript of the gene Efl1, whose product is annotated as elongation factor like GTPase 1. Gene Ontology annotation, cellular component: ribonucleoprotein complex; cytosol. The transcript has 20 exons. Gene Ontology annotation, biological process: cytosolic ribosome assembly. Bases 123 to 3503 code for a protein of 1126 amino acids. Gene Ontology annotation, molecular function: GTPase activity; ribosome binding; GTP binding. Lineage: Eukaryota; Metazoa; Chordata; Mammalia; Rodentia; Spalacidae. The record is from RefSeq and is a predicted model, not a curated record.
GUCCGAGGCGCGCGGGGGGGUCAGAGGUCGUGCGCCCGCAGGCCCCGCCCCCCGGCGCUCGUGAUUUCCGGCCUGCGCUUCUCUCCGCGCUGGAGUCAGCUUGUCAUAGGAAAUAAAUAACCAUGGUGCUCAAUAGUGUGGAUAAGAUGAUUCAACUCCAGAAAAACACUGCUAACAUCAGGAAUAUCUGCGUUUUGGCUCACGUAGACCAUGGAAAAACGACUCUUGCUGAUUGUCUUAUAUCUAGUAAUGGAAUCAUCUCCAGCCGCCUGGCUGGCAAGUUAAGGUACAUGGACAGCAGAGAAGAUGAGCAGGUCCGAGGGAUCACCAUGAAAUCCAGUGCCAUUUCACUACAUUAUGCAAAAGGUAUUGAGGAGUACCUGAUUAAUCUGAUAGACUCUCCAGGACAUGUGGAUUUCUCCUCAGAAGUGUCGACAGCGGUUCGCAUUUGCGAUGGGUGCAUCAUUGUGGUAGAUGCUGUGGAAGGAGUCUGUCCACAGACACAAGCAGUUCUGCGACAAGCCUGGCUUGAAAACAUCCGUCCUGUUUUAGUGAUUAAUAAGAUAGAUCGCCUGAUAGUGGAACUAAAAUUCACCCCACAGGAGGCCUACUCUCACCUCAAGAAUAUUCUAGAACAGAUUAACGCACUUACAGGAACUCUUUUUACUUCUAAAGUCCUAGAAGAAAGAGCAGAGAGAGAGAUAGAAUCCCGGGUGAACCCGAAUUCUGAAGGCGAUCAAGUGUAUGACUGGAGCACUGGCCUGGAGGAUGCUGACGACUCUCAGCUGUAUUUUUCCCCAGAGCAGGGCAAUGUGGUAUUUACCAGUGCAAUAGACGGGUGGGGCUUUGGAAUUGAGCACUUUGCCAGAAUCUAUAGUCAAAAAAUUGGCAUCAAAAAGGAAGUGCUUUUGAAGACCUUGUGGGGAGAUUAUUAUAUAAAUAUGAAGGCUAAGAAGAUUAUGAAGGUUGAUCAGGCCAAAGGAAAGAAACCUUUAUUUGUACAGUUGAUCCUGGAAAAUAUAUGGAGUUUGUAUGAUGCUGUCUUGAAAAAGGACAAAGAAAAAAUUGAUAAAAUAGUGACUUCUUUAGGAUUAAAAAUUGGAGCCCGGGAAGCACGGCAUUCUGAUCCUAAAGUUCAGAUCAACGCCAUUUGCAGUCAAUGGCUCCCCAUAUCUCAUGCUGUUCUUGCUAUGGUGUGUCAAAAGCUGCCUAGUCCCCUUGAUAUUACAUCUGAACGAGUGGAGAAGCUGAUGUGCACAGGAUCACAGGCAUUUGACUCUCUUCCACCUGAAACCCAAGCCCUGAAAGCAGCUUUUAUGAAAUGCAGCAGUGAGGAUACUGCACCAGUUAUUAUAUUUGUUUCCAAAAUGUUUGCAGUUGAUGCUAAGGCCUUGCCUCAGAAUAAGCCAAGGCCUCUCACUCAAGAAGAAAUCGCCCAGAGACGUGAACAUGCGAGGCAAAGGCAUGCAGAAAAGUUGGCAGCAUCACAGGGGCAGGCACCUCAGGAGCCGACACAGGAUCGGGGUACCCUUGAAACAAGUCCUCAGGGAGAAGAGCCAAAAGGUGAUGAGCCUGAUAUGACAAGUGUGAACCCUGAGCCUGUGCCCCGUGAAGACAGCAACCAAGAGGCCUUCAUUGCAUUUGCUCGUGUGUUUAGUGGUGUAGCUCGAAGGGGAAAGAAAAUUUUUGUCUUAGGACCAAAGUAUAGUCCUGUUGAAUUUUUGCAACGGGUUCCACUAGGCUUCUCGGCUCCACUCGAGGACCUCCCUCCAGUGCCCCACAUGGCCUGCUGUACCCUGGAGAACCUGUAUCUUCUGAUGGGAAGGGAACUAGAAGAGCUGGAGGAGGUGCCCCCAGGAAACGUUCUGGGAAUUGGAGGCCUUCAGGACUUCGUGUUAAAAUCUGCAACCUUGUGCAGCUUGCCAUCCUGCCCACCAUUUAUUCCACUCAGCUUUGAAGCCACCCCUAUUGUAAGAGUUGCCGUUGAGCCAAAACACCCAAGUGAAAUGCCUCAGCUUAUGAAAGGAAUGAAGCUGUUAAAUCAAGCUGAUCCCUGUGUCCAGAUUUUAAUUCAGGAAACAGGAGAGCACGUUUUAGUGACAGCGGGGGAAGUUCACCUGCAGCGCUGCUUGGACGACUUAAGAGAAAGGUUUGCAAAGAUCCACAUUAGUGUAUCUGAACCCAUUAUUCCAUUCAGAGAAACAAUCACAAAGCCUCCAAAAGUUGACAUGGUCAAUGAAGAAAUAGGCAGACAACAAAAAGUUGCUGUCAUUCACCAAACGAAAGAAGAGCAAAGCAAAAUCCCAGAAGGAAUCCAAGUUGAUUCUGAUGGGCUGAUCACCAUCACAACCCCCAAUAAACUUGCCACACUUAGUGUUCGAGCCAUACCCCUUCCAGAAGAAAUCACUCAGAUUUUGGAAGAAAACAGCGAUUUGAUUCGUUCCAUGGAGCUUCUGACAUCCUCUUUGAAUGAGGGCAGAAAUACUCAGAUGAUUCAUCAGAAGACCCAAGAGAAAAUUUGGGAAUUCAAAAGAAAACUAGAGCUACACCUGACAGGGAGAAAAUGGAGGAACACUGUUGACCACAUCUGGUCCUUUGGUCCAAGGAAAUGUGGGCCCAACAUAUUAGUUAGUAGAAGUGAAGAUUUUCAGAACUCAGUGUGGACAGGCCCAGCUGGCAGAGAAUCCAAAGAAGCCAGUCGUUUCCGAGAUUUUGGCAACAGCAUUGUGAGUGGCUUCCAGCUAGCAACACUCUCUGGCCCCAUGUGUGAGGAACCCCUCAUGGGUGUCUGCUUUGUUCUGGAAAAAUGGGACCUAAAUAAAUCUGAGGAACAAGGAGCAAGUGAUCAACAGAGCCAAGAGCACAGCAAUCUGGUAGAAGGGGGACAGGGGGAAGAUGAAAGCCCACACAGUGGAGAUGAAACCCAGGAGCAAGAGGGUGGCUGCCCGGAGCCCUUGGAGAAACCUUCACAGAAAGGAGAAUCUCUGGUCACCGACUGUUAUGGACCCUUCUCGGGGCAGCUAAUUGCCACCAUGAAAGAAGCAUGUCGCUAUGCACUGCAGGUGAAACCUCAGCGCCUGAUGGCAGCUAUGUACACGUGCGACAUCAUGGCCACCAGUGAUGUCCUCGGCCGAGUCUACGCUGUCUUGUCAAAGCGAGAAGGCCGAGUGCUUCAAGAAGAAAUGAAGGAAGGAACUGACAUGUUCAUCAUCAAGGCUGUGCUGCCUGUGGCCGAAAGCUUCGGCUUUGCAGAUGAGAUCAGGAAGAGGACGAGCGGCCUGGCCAGCCCACAGCUGGUGUUCAGCCACUGGGAGGUCAUUCCCAGUGACCCCUUCUGGGUGCCGACAACUGAAGAGGAGUACCUUCACUUUGGGGAGAAGGCAGAUUCCGAGAACCAGGCCCGGAAGUACAUGAAUGCGGUACGGAAGCGGAAGGGUCUUUAUGUGGAAGAAAAGAUUGUGGAACAUGCAGAAAAGCAGAGAACACUCAGCAAAAAUAAGUAGCUGAAGAUACUGUGCCCCUACUAGUGGAAUCACCUUCCCUUUUUAAUGAAUUAACAAGUAUCAUCAAGGGUCUAAUCUGGGAAAUUUCCUUUUGAUAAAUUAUCUCUGUGUAUUCAUUUUCAAUAAACUUGAUCCAUAUAAAUAUUUUAAAGACAA